Molecule: messenger RNA, 321 nt
Organism: Haliotis rubra (blacklip abalone)
Lineage: Eukaryota; Metazoa; Mollusca; Gastropoda; Lepetellida; Haliotidae
Product: probable serine/threonine-protein kinase DDB_G0280133
Exons: 1
Coding region: 1-321 (106 amino acids)
Source: RefSeq, a predicted model, not a curated record
AUGAUGCAGAGGACCCAGCACAUAGAGUCUCACACAGAGGACCACACGCAGAGGACCCAGCACAUAGAGUCUCACACAGAGGACCACACGCAGAGGGCCCAACACAUAGGGUCUCUCACAGAGGACCACACGCAGAGGGCCCAACACAUAGAGUCUCACACAGAGGACCACACGCAGAGGACCCAGCACAUAGAGUCUCAGACAGAGGACCACACGCAGAGAACCCAGCACAUAGAGUCUCACACAGAGGACCACACGCAGAGGACCCAACACAUAGAGUCUCACACAGAGGACCACACGCAGAGGGCCCAACACACAUAA